Molecule: messenger RNA, 4667 nt
Organism: Dreissena polymorpha
Lineage: Eukaryota; Metazoa; Mollusca; Bivalvia; Myida; Dreissenidae
Exons: 4
Coding region: 286-2247 (653 amino acids)
Source: RefSeq, a predicted model, not a curated record
UGGUUUUAACCAACCAGGGCUCGAUAUGGCGGCCAUAUAUCACAAAGUGUUAUCUUGAAAAGGAGAACGUUCUGUUUAAAUGUCAGUACGAAGUUUGAAAUUAACGAUUUAGUGAGUUGUCUAUAUACACAAAAACAAGUGCUCAAAAUUCGUCCGUGUUGUUCAUUUAAAUCGUUUAAACGUAUAAUUUGUGUUUAAGAAACCGACAAUUAGAGUCAUCAACACUCAGGAAAUAUUCAGCUUAUCGAGCGGUAUAUGUUUAUGAGGACUCAGACAUAAGACAAUAUGGCGGAACGAUUGCGUCAAUACCGACUUGGGAAAGAGCUGUACCCGCGUUACAAAUAUGCCACCGAGGAGAUCAAAAGAGCGUACAAGAAGUACUCCAGACUGAUCAGUGAGUGCGGGCUGUCAGGUGAACCACAUCUGCCAAUAUUUGGAGAUGUUUCGGUGAACAUAUUAGAAUCGCACGUUGAUGUACUGAUAGAAGCAGACGAGCUCUCCCCUAAAUCUAUGCCAGAUCCUACUAAGUUCGAAACCAUGAAUCAAGAACAGGCAAAGACACAAUUUGCCGAUCUGACCGAAAAUGAAAGAUUGCCUACAAUUUAUGUCACAAAAUACACGGAGAAAAACGUCCCACAAGACUACUUUGGGAAUAUGAUUGUCUACAUUUCCGGUCGUCCUAUUCCAGAUUCGAAAUGGUCGAGAUACGAGGACACAUACAUUUGUGUUUCAAAUAAGAAAUCGUGUAAAGAAGAUAUCAAUGAAAUGUUAGCGAGAUAUGUUUUCUCUUACAUGCGUAACAGGACUGAGAUUUUACAUUGCAUCGCACAUUGUGCUGAAGCGGACGAUUAUACACAAAAACUAGGACGAUGUUUGGAAAACAGAAAUAAGUGUUCACCUUCCACACCCGUAAAGGUCAUGGGGAGUGUGACAUUUCGCCGUAGCAAAUCUUCUACCACCGAAGCAAAUCUCCUCGUGGAAAAAAGUCUUGACGAAGGAGUUGGCCUCGAAGAGCACUUGAAAAGGGCCCGAACCAUGAGACCAAGAUUGCUCGAUGCCGUUUCGGAGAUUUGUACGAUGUAUAAAAGAAGCGAAAUACCGGAAAGUGAACGUCCUCAAAUUCAAAGACGAGAGAAAAACGUCAACGAAGAGGUUGCUAAUGAGCUUACCAUGAAGAUACCACAAAUCAUCGGUGUCGGGUACAGGUUAGACACACUGGUGGUAACUGUGGAUGCAUCCGUCAUGAACGAUGAAAAAACAAUGAAUAAGAUAAAAUCAGACACAAGAAAAGUGUUUGACGCGAGGAAUAUAAAAGAAGAAAGUAUAAACUUUAUAUUUAGCACGCGAGAUAUGAGCAGAUUUGCAAGCGCCGAUGUGAAGACUGGGGGUUUCAUUCGAGCUGUUGGGAGGGGAACGCUUGGUGGCUUCGUAUGGAAAGGGAAUCCACCACAUAAGAAUUGCUGUCUGAUAUCGGCAAAUCAUGUUUUACAAGACCAAAACAGCAGCGAUGUGUACCUUAUUUCUUCUUACGCAACAGAAACAAAGAUCGCUACAACACUGCUACCUAGAAUGGACGUAGAAUAUUUAAAGCCUCUGGAUAUCGCAGCCGCUAAAUUGCACAUUCAACCAACUGAAGAACCCAGCCUAUUGGACUCAACAGGUCAAAAGGCAAAUAGCAAGGUGUAUGAUUAUCAAAACCAAGACCAGGUGGAGUUGUUAAAUGGUUUACGGGUUCACUUAUGGGGAGCGAAGACCCGAUUGGGCAAAGGUAAAAUAACAAUGCCUUUGUACUAUCGAAGUGCCACUGCAAAUAUCCAACCAUUAAUUGGACUCGAGGACCUUGAUUCUGAUGAAGCAUCUGAUGGUGACACAACAGACGAAGCUGGAGAAAGCAGUAGAGUACUCGCUGCUGAGGGUGACAGUGGUUCUCUGGUGUGUGCCGACACUCCAAAAGGAAUUUACAUCGAUGCAAUAGGGAUGUUAAUCGGAAAACAGCAUGAGUCUGAUGCCAAAACCCCUUCGCGAAUGACAUCAGCCAGCGAAACAAACAGUGUAGAUACUGCAGGCAAUGGAAUAAGCGACAGCACAGGUGAUGCUGCUACCCAAAAUCAAAGUGUAGCUUCUGCCUCAUCUCAUGGAUCCAGCAGAAAACUGUAUUUGGCCUUUGAUCUUCAAGCAGGACUUCGUCACAUGAAUGACAAAUACAAAGAUGAUUUCCAAUUGUGUAAAAGUGUGAACAACCCUUAGGUAUAUUCUGCGAAACAAACACAAUUUAUACUAAAUUGAUUUGGUGUUUAUGAUCGAAGUUUAUAUACGUUUUUUUGUGAAUUGGCACACGUGAUUUAUUUCGAAGUUCUAACCAGACAGUUUAUGAUCGGAAUUUAUAUACGGUUUUUGUGUGCAUUGGCACACGUGAUUUAUUUCGAAAUAUUUACCAGACAGUAAAUAACAGACAGUUGUUUUCAAACGUUACAGGUAAUGCCAUAAACGCUUACUCUCCCAUGUGUUAUAUACAAUCCGGUACGGGUUUUUCUCUAGAUAAAUAUGCCGUUGAUUGUUUAGAAAAGCGGUUAUAGCCUCACCCGUUAUACGUUUAGCCGGUUUCUGUUUCGUUGUGUUGUGUAUUCCCAAAUCAAAUUUUAAGACAAUAUAUGUGAAUAUAUAACGUUGAAUCGUAUGAGUAAAUUUUUCUUAAAAAGCAUUCUUCGAAGAGUCUAAGCGUUUAAAAAUUAGAGUAAAUAAUGCAGAGCUAGUUCGUAUAAAAAGAUGUUUUUUUAUUGUAAUUGUACGGCAUCUAUUCACGAUGCUAUUGAAUUAGAUAUAUUAUAUAAAACUGUUUGUUUAUUAUGUGCAUACAUCUCGAAUUAUUGUAUAAUUAUAGUAGUGCACCAUGUUAGUCGCAUUACUUGUUUGAUUUGCUUACAAGUACAAUAACGAUCAAACUCAAUUACUUUAACCCAUGUAAACUGUUGGCAUAAAAUGCCAAUGUCGUUUCUUGGAGCAGAAAUUCCAUAUGCCGUACAUGUGUACACUUUUAGGUUUAUCUUAUUGAAUAAAUUAAAUUGUUAUUUGAUUCAUUUAUUUUAUUUCAUUCUUCAUUUGUAACGGUAUUUUGGAUGAACAGUUUUCGAUCUCGAUAUUGUUUCAGUUUUGAAAGUACUUUUACAAUUGUCCCGGUUUGCAUUUUGAUAAUAGUUCAUGACAUGUGUACUGGUAUUUAUCGAUGUUUAUUUAAUUUCGAUUUAAAUAAGUUAAAUUCUAGUUAAACCUUUUGUAAAUAUCGAUCGUAUAAAUAUGUGAUUUGUAACAUGCGGCUUGAAUACUGAAAUGGUUAGUACUGUGAUAUUGGUAUUGUCUGUUAAAUGUUGUAAAUAUAUUUUAAGAACAACCAAGUUUGUAGUAGAAGCUUUAGCUAAAAGUAAGACGGUCAAUGUGACUGUCACUUCACUGGUAAACAUUAUGGAAACAUAUGCAUAAUAUUGUUAUGGAAUAGUUGUAUGCAAUGGCCGAGUUAGCAUGAAGGAUAAUUUAUGAGCCGUUUCUGUCUUAAUGCAUAUGAGUAAAGGAUCGUACCAGAUUAGCCUGUGCAGUCCACAGGGGAUCAUUGAGGACACUUUCCGCCUGGACUGGUAUUUCGUUUAGAAGAGAUCUUUUUAAACUAAAAAUUGCUCAAAACGGUAUUUGUCGGUCCUGAUGAGCCUGUCCGGACUGAACAUCACAAUCUAAAAUGGGACGAUAAUUUAAGCACAUGACGUAAGCCCGGUUUUCCUAUAGCCCGGCUCAUUUACAUGAACGGACCAAUUGCGACCCUUGGUAACCAAACCAAGCCGGCAUACAUAUGUGUCUUGUUCUGAGAAAACUGGGCUUAAUGUAUGUGCGUAAAGUGUCGUUCCAGAUUAGCCUGUGCAGUCCGCACAGGCUAAUCAGGGACGACACUUUCCGCUUAAACUAGAUUUUCGGUAAAAAGGGACUUCCUUUUAACGGAAAAUACCAUUUAAGCGGAAAGUGUCGUCCCUGAUUAGCCUGUGCGGACUGCACAGGCUUAUCUGGGACGACACUUUACGCACAUGCACUAUGACCAGCUUUCACAGAACAAGACACAUAUGCUUAAAAAUUUGCAUUCCUCUUGAUAUAUUCUUUGACCAACUGUUUGCCUAAGUUAAAUUUAUGAGUCAAUAACGAAUACUUCUUAUGUACGUUCAACCGAUGCAGUCGGAAUUUGUAUUGAAUUCAACACUGUUUAUGCAGGUUUACUUAUUUUCUGUGAUACAUGUGUUUCUGUAUAUUAAUGUUACUGUACACUUUUAAAUUUAUUUUGUUGUGAAUUAGUUGUAUUGAUAACGUUUUUCACGACCUAAUUUGUAUUAAUCACUUAUUGAAUUGCAUAAUGUCAAUCGGAUAUCAGAGCCGUUAAAUAUAAUGAUGUCUGCUUAUGUAAUUUUAUUUGUGUCCAAAUUGAGGAUGUAUGGAUGAUUUUUAACAAAUACGAUUUGAUUUUGAAAACAAGGUAGAAAAGACAAUGUAUAUUUGCAAGCAAUAUCUAAAUGACUGCUGGACAAACUAAUUGUUGCAUGUAUUGUUAUUACAUUGUUAUCUAAUAACCUGUGUAUGAUCUACAUUUUUAAAUUAGAUAAUGUGUCCAAAUUAAAUGUUCUGAACACUUAUAA